AUGGCUCAGAUGAUGGCAAGGGCAGUGGAGAUAAGGAAAGUCUAUGCAGCCAGCUCCAAUUGCAGAAUUUUCUUUGAGAUUACAUUCACCAAGUACUUCUUUCUGUAUCUCGAAGAUCUUGGAACAAUGUGUUAUAAAUGCAACAAGUAUCAUCUUGGGCUAUGCUAUGACAUCAUGAGUUCCUGCACACUGAAGCAUAGACAGUCCUGUGCUGCUGAGAACUUUUACAUACUCACAAGAAAAGGGCAGAGCAUGUAUCAUUAUUCAAGACUGUCAUGUAUGACCAACUGUGAGGACAUCAACUUCCUGAGUUAUGAAAAGAGAAUAGAACUCAUCUGUUGCAAACAUAGUAGCUAUUGUAACCUCCCAAUGGGACUCUAG
Arvicola amphibius (Eurasian water vole) is the source of this 381-nucleotide messenger RNA. RefSeq names its product prostate and testis expressed 2 (gene Pate2). The transcript is spliced from 3 exons. Bases 1 to 381 code for a protein of 126 amino acids. NCBI's taxonomy places the organism in Eukaryota, Metazoa, Chordata, Mammalia, Rodentia, Cricetidae. The record is from RefSeq and is a predicted model, not a curated record.